Hibiscus syriacus is the source of this 1171-nucleotide messenger RNA. RefSeq names its product S-adenosylmethionine decarboxylase proenzyme 4-like. Gene Ontology annotation, biological process: spermidine biosynthetic process; spermine biosynthetic process. NCBI's taxonomy places the organism in Eukaryota, Viridiplantae, Streptophyta, Magnoliopsida, Malvales, Malvaceae. Gene Ontology annotation, molecular function: adenosylmethionine decarboxylase activity. Gene Ontology annotation, cellular component: cytosol. The transcript has a single exon. The record is from RefSeq and is a predicted model, not a curated record. The coding region runs from base 78 to 1091 and encodes 337 amino acids.
UUCCCCCAUUUUAAUCUUCUUUUCAUCUUUGUCUUUGGGUUUUUGUUGGUUUUCGAUUUAGUCAAGGUUUUCCAGCCAUGGCUGCUUCUGGUUUCGAAGGUUUCGAAAAGCGCCUUGAACUCCAUUUUUACAGUGACGACAAUGAUCCGACGGUCACGAUGGGUCUUAGGCUGAUUGAUUUCGAUUCGCUUAAAAAAGUCCUCCGUGUCGUCCAAUGCGCCGUCGUAUCGGCCGUCGGGAACCAUUUCUUCGAUGCUUACGUGUUGUCUGAAUCGAGCUUGUUUGUGUAUCCGACUAAGAUCAUUAUUAAGACCUGUGGGACUACUCAGUUGCUGAAGUCGAUCCGUCCGUUGAUUCACUUGGCGAACGAACUCGGCCUUACGUUGUGCGGCUGUAGGUACACUCGAGGCAACUUCAUUUUCCCUAAAUCACAGCCGUUCCCUCAUGUCAAUUUCAGACAAGAAGUGGUUUACAUUGAAGAGAAUUUACCCGAAGCUCUUUGCUUUAGGAAAGCCUCCGUUAUGCCUUCGAAAAACCCUUCGAAUUCAUGGCAUGUUUUCUGUGCCGGCGACGGUGAUCAUUUAUCGGCUGAAAAUACUUUCACCGUCGAAGUUUGCAUGACGGAACUCGACCGAGUCAUGGCUCGGAAAUUCUUCAAAACAAGCCACGACUCGUCUGUUUCCAAACACAUGACUGAGUUGGCCGGAAUCGACAACAUUAACCCGCGAGCUUUGAUUUGCGAUUUCGAGUUCGACCCUUGCGGUUACUCCAUGAACGGCGUCGACGGUGAUCGUUACUCGACGAUCCAUGUUACGCCUGAAGAUGGGUUCAGUUACGCUAGCUUCGAGUGCGUUGGGUCCGUUUACGAUGACCAAGACGACAUUGUCGAUACCUUGAAGAAAGCGGUUCAGGUAUUCAAGCCGGCGACGGUUUCGAUCUCGACGACGAGCCUUCACCGUCGUGAGGUUUGGACGAGGGUGUCUCGUGCCAUGGAACCGUUUGGACUCAAAUGCCGGAGUUUUGCCAUGGACGAAUUCCCUGCCACCGGUACCGUUGUUUUCCAAACUUUCACGUCGCCUUGUCGGAAAUGAUACCGGAAAAUAAGACAACAUCGUCAACGACAACAAAAGGUAGAUAAAAUGUUAAAAACAGUGAAGUAUAUAGGUGUAGU